Molecule: messenger RNA, 2721 nt
Organism: Chiloscyllium plagiosum (whitespotted bambooshark)
Lineage: Eukaryota; Metazoa; Chordata; Chondrichthyes; Orectolobiformes; Hemiscylliidae
Source: RefSeq, a predicted model, not a curated record
CCGCCGCUCUCAGUCCUCCGGGCGGCCGGUGGCGGAAGAGGCUGAGAGCAGUAGGCACCCAGUGAGCUGCUGUUCCCAAAUCUGGAAGAUUUGCCACGUAUGCAGGAUGAGCGUGGAGGACUGGUAGACGGGGAAACAUGCAGAAAACGCCAAUCAUUCUGGCCAAGCCUCCUGCGGAGAGGGGCAGUAAGGCAGUGCCCACCCCUCCUCUGCCUGCUGCCAAUGCCAGCGAGAAGCCCAUCGUGUUGAUGAAGGCGAGGGAAGACGGCAAGCCCACUGCGACGGGAGACGGUACCUCGCAGGUUCCAGCUUCUUCAGGAAAGGCCGAGAGGGAGUACCAGCGUCCGACCCAACCCGUCUACCAGAUCCAGAACCGGGGCAUGGCCCAGUCUGCGCCGAGCACCAACGUCGACCCUGUGAUCGGCCAGGCCAAGCUGCACCCUCCCGAGAGGAUGAAACACUCCAUCAAACUGGUCGACGACCAGCUGAACUGGUGCGACAGUGCCAUGGAGUUCUUGCUGGACCAGACGGACGUGCUGGUGAUCGGAAUCAUCGGGCUACAAGGAACAGGCAAAUCCACCAUCAUGUCGCUGCUCUCUGCCAACAACCCAGAGGAAGACCAGAGGUCGUAUGUGUUCCGAGCCCAGACCCAGGAGAUUAAGGAACGCGGUGGGAACCAGACAAACGGUAUCGACUUCUUCAUUACCCAGGAACGCAUCAUAUUCCUGGACACUCAGCCUAUUUUGAGUCCCGCCGUACUCGAUCACCUGAUCAAUAACGAUCGUAAGCUCCCGCCGGAGUACAGUCUGCCACACACCUACGUGGAGAUGCAGUCUCUGCAGAUGACCGCCUUCCUGUUCACCGUGUGCCAUGCAGUGCUCCUGGUCCAGGACUGGUUCACCGACCUCAACCUGUACAGGUUCCUGCAGACAGCGGAGAUGCUGAAACCAUCCACUCCCUCACCAAGUCACGAGUCGAGCGGGGGCCCGGGUUCGGACGAAGGGUCGGAAUAUUACCCACACGUCAUUUUCGUGCAGAAUAAAGCCAGGCGGGACGACUUCUGCCCACGCAACCUCAAGAAGAUGCACACGGUCAUCGACAAACUGAUGCUGCACUCCCACCUCAAGUAUAAAGGUACACUCUCCAUGUUGGACUGCAACAUCUUUCCUGGGCUGAGCAAUGACUUCCUGGAGUCAGAGGUCAAUUUGUUUCUCCUCCCGGUGAUGGAGAGUGAGGUGGAGGAGAACCUGGUCAGAGCUGGGACCGGAGGGAUAUCUCUGUUCUCACUGCUUCCGGGUUACAAAGGUCACCCCAGCUUCCACUCUCUGGUGGGCAAACUGAGGAGCCAGAUCCUGUCCAUGUGCCGGCCUCAGCUCUCACACACCAUCCUCACCGAGAAAAACUGGUUCCACUACGCCGCCCGGAUCUGGGAUGGGGUGAAGAAAUCCUCAGCUCUCUCCGAGUACAGUCGUCUGUUGUCCUGAGGUGGGAGGGGGGUGAUGUGGAUGCGGUGAAGACCCCCACCCCAUUCCGUGUGGAAGACCCUGAGGAAGAACCAACUCUGGCCUUCGGGAGAAGGAUAGGAGAGCAGCAUGCACGGAGUGAUCCGACUCCCUCGGUUCCCGGAUCUUGGCAUUCCCUUCUCCAGGAACGCGUUCCCGUCAGUUCUUGCUCCCCUCACCCCUGCCUCUUCCCUCCCCCGUCCCCCCCCCACCCCCAGGACUGCGCAGCGUUGAGGGAACUGGGAGGCAGAAUCCCACACGGCCCUUUCGGGCGGGAUAGCUCCCAUUUUGGGGCGUGUUUCUGAGGCUGAGGGAAGGGGAUGGAUCGAUGGAAUGAUGUUCGGGAGUUGAGGGGUUCGGGAGUGACACCAGCAAGUCACGGGAGCUUGGGUGGAGUGACAGCUCCAUGUCAGUCUUGGACCGGGAUCACUCCAUCCUGUCGCAGUGAGCAGCGCACGUGGGAGGGGGUGCAAGAGCACCAACGUCCGUGCUCUCCAUUUAACCCCCUUCCAAACAUCCCCACCCCUCCCUACACACACACACACCACUCGAGCACCUUUGGAACGUGGUGUUCCUGAGAUGGCUCACUCACUGCGGGCCAGGAGGAGUGAGGAAGGUUUUGGGAAGGAAUAUCCUCUUGAGGCCGUUCAGCCCCCUCCUAGCCCCCCUGGCUCAUCCAUCAUUCAUUUGCUCCAAAACCCUUAACCCGUUGGUCAGUAUCUCCCCCCUUUUCUUGCAAUUUUCCUGAAAUUCCCCUUGACUCAGGAUUGGGGGGGGGGGGCAGGGAGCGAAUUCUCAAUUUUCCUCUUUCUGAUGUGUUCCCCCCCCUCAACUGGGAAUGGGAAGACCUGGAACUUGGUGUGGACUCUCCCAACGGACACAGAGCCAAUGGGGAGACGGAAGUGACCCGUUGAAUGGUUUUAGACUUGGGAGGAAGGGAACGAGGGGAGAGACAGUGAGCUCCGAGACAGAGCAACGAUCCCGUGACACUGUCACCACCCCCUGCCAGAGUGUGGUCAGCUGUGUGUGUUAGAGCAGCCUCCCCUCCCCUCCCCCCUAGGGCAACGAUGCGUGGGCACACUCCCCGUCGGUGUUCACUCUCUGGGUCACACCACACCAGUCGGUGUGAUUUGUUUCCGAGUGUGGUGAAGGGUCACUUGUUCUCCCACUCUCUGCUGACUCGAUCUAUUAAAGUUAACGUUUCUGUUUGUGGUUCGAA